Molecule: messenger RNA, 1704 nt
Organism: Anastrepha ludens (Mexican fruit fly)
Lineage: Eukaryota; Metazoa; Arthropoda; Insecta; Diptera; Tephritidae
Exons: 4
Coding region: 203-1618 (471 amino acids)
Source: RefSeq, a predicted model, not a curated record
CACGCGUUUCGUACAUUUAUUUUUAUAUAAUUUUGUAAAAAAAAACUUUUUAUAACAUUUUUUUAUGCAUUUUUUGUACACCACCUUUGGUCUUUCUAUUCGGUGAAGUACUCGUACUAAUAAAUUUAGCAAUUGUUUGACCCAUCUACGCAAAUUAAGCGAUUCGCAAGCCUCUGAAUUGAUUCUCUGAUAACAUCACAAAAUGGAAGUAGAAGAGGCAUUAAAAGAUAGCAUAGCUCAAUUUUACAAAAGCGUUUACGGCGCCGAGGAAGUGAAUUUUGUUGACGUUUUCGAACACGAUGUGAGCGAAGAGGAUCAGAAGGGGAUGUUAUCUGUAGUUAGCGAUUCCUUAUCGCAUAUUCCGAGUACCUUCAAGGGAAAACUGAUAAGCCAAUUCUUGAAGGAACAUCCCGAACUAAAACAGCGUUUCGAAGAAGAUGAAGAUGAAUCUAAAGAAAUAGAAAUAGAAACGUCUAGUGCUUUGGAUAUAUUGCAAUAUCUACCCUUGACCGAAUUUGAUGAAGAGAUCGAAGAAGAAUCACAAUCGCUUACUGACAGUUUCACAAUCUGCGAUGCCGAUAGACUUGUUGAACUGGUGCAAAAAAAACGACACCCUUACUAUGAACUGGCGCGCAUGUAUGCGAUUCAGAAACUGGGCAACGAUAUAAACAGUUCCGUGCAUGCGCACCAUAAGUUGAACAAAUGCAAAACGGAUAUCAAAAUAGCGGAUUAUGAACAUUUUCACAUAUUCAGUUGGUUGCAGGAUCGAUUUGUGGCUCGACGCCAGAUGAAAGGUAUUGCUUGGGUGGACAUAUUUCAGAAGUCUUUAACCGAGCCAUGCAUGGAGGCCUUCAAGUUGCAAGUUGAUGUUAUUGAGCUGGUGCGUCUAUUGAAGCCGAUAUUAUUGAGUUUCUAUGCUGAGGAUAAGAAAUAUGUAGCGAAUGCGAGGCGGACUAUAACCGCUGCCUACAAUCUGCUCAAUAUGCACAAUAAAAUUGAGCGAGAGCUGGAAGAGAGCAUUGCUCUUUUUUGUGAGAAAAUCAAUGCGUUAACCAACACUGCUUUGAAUCGCGGAACUGAGGGCCGUGAUAUUGUCAAAAGCUACUUGGAACAGGAAACAAUGGCGGCUCGGUUUCGUGAUCCCAUAGUGCUUCGUUAUCAAUUAAAUUACGCGCAGGAUAGGGUCGCUGAUUGGCAGGAUUACCUUGAGAUGAAAGAAGGAGAUCUGAAAUUAGAAUUGACGAAAGCUCAGAAGAAAAAGUCUAUUGAAAUGUAUCGCUACCGGUGCACGCUGCAGUCUAUGUAUGUGACAAUAGAGGACUGCAAAGGUCGAUUAGCUACAAUGACCGAGGAAUACGACCGUCGUUUAAACGAAGCUAACGAAACAAAUGCAAUACUGAAAAUAAAUCUUGGUCAUAUGAAGAUGCAGCGAGAGUUUUACGAAACGGAAAGAAAAUACAUGAAAGCAAAAGUUCGUAAAAUGUUGGAGCGUGAGGCAAGCGAAGCUAUGGAGAUGAAGACGCGUUUGGAGGAAAGGCAAUCGCAACUUCCGCCGCUGUCACGAAGUAAGACAGUAAGUCGUAUGAACACAAUUAAUGAAAAACGGCAUCCUUCCUAAUAAGUAAAAAAAGGAAAUGCUUGCACUGUAAAUUAUGGAAAUAAAUAGAAAAAAAUGUAUAGAAAUAAAUUCAAAUAUACCAAAUG